UUUAGUACUACUGAGAAAUGGUAAAAAUUUUGUUAGUAAGUAUGGGCUUUAACUGUAAGAUUUGACCCCAAAGCCACUCUAGGCCAUUUCCACCACUGCUGCCCAUAAAUUGAGCAUAGAACACAUCGUACCCACAUGCAUGCUCCUGCACUGGUGGAAUCAUGAUGAAUGAUGAAUGUUUUGUCUUGUGCUCAGAAUAUUAAAUCCGUCAGUUGACAUGUAUCUUGAGGCACAAGACAUUUCCCCCUCAUAGUUAAAGCCUGUUUUUCACCCUCCUUCCAAGGUUCCCAGCCUUGGCACAGGGUUCUUCCACAUGCUUGAUGAUUCCCUCCCUGUCCUGCAGUAGCCCCCACGCCAUCGCUUCUUCUCUCCCCACAAUGCCUGCUUCAUUCAGCAGCAGCUGAGCACAGCUUCUCAAGCUCACAAGGAACACUCUACAAAACUGACCACUUUCUGGGUCACAAAACACACCUCAACAAACCUGAAAGAAUAGAAGCCAGGUAGAGUAUACUGUCAAGCAACAGUAAAAUAAAACUAGAAAUCAAUAGCAGAAAGACAGCUGGAAAACCACAAAAUACUUGAACGACUUACUUGUAUGUGACACUUGGGUCAAAGGAGAAGUCUCAAUAGAGAUUAAAAAGUACUUUGACCUAAAUAAGAGAAUUAGGUUUUUCAUUUAGCAUUUGAUAAAGAUUGAGAUGGGAAAGAAUCUUAAGUGUGUAUGUGUGACCUAGCUAAUAUAAAUAGGUAUUCAUAACCUCCCUUAAAGAAACAGCAGCCUGUUACAUAUUGCCGUGCACCUUGUUUUCUUCUCAUACUGUAUCCUGGUGAUCUUUUCAUAGUCAGCUGCUUAGCAUUCUGUUGUGUGGCUAUUCCGGAUCUCUUUACAAAGAUACAUUUUUUUUCCCCUCAAUGUUAUUUAUUGAAAAGCCUCCAUUGUGUAAAUAUACAACAAUUUUAUUAUUUCUUGUUAUUGAGUCUUUAGGUUCUUUGCAACUUGGGGCCAUCAUAAACCAUCCUUCAGAGAGCCACCAGUAUACACUUGUAUGUCCCUUUCAUCAUUAUCUAAAUAUACCUAGUCGGAGCCUUGUUCAGGCUUCCACUAGAUACAUGGAGCCUGUGUUUUCCUGAAAAGCUGUUCUGAUUUGCUUUUCAACUAACUGCAUGAAUAGGAAUCUUGACCAGCAUUCCUGUAGAGAACUGAAAAAGCAAUAAUGCCCAUCAUGUCCUGGGGAGACUGAUACCUGGAAAUUGCAGUAAGAAAGUUCAGGAAAAUAAAAGAAUCUGACCUCAGGUAACACUCACUGCACACAUCCUGUAUUUGAAGCAGCGUUCUGAUCAUAGUCCACUUAGUAGAUUCAGUGCCCUCAGUACUACAUGAAGUAGGCAGUAGUUGUACUCACUGUGCUGGUGAGGAAAGCAAGGCGCAGAGUUCUGUUACCCAUCUUUUACCCAGAUACUGAAAUCCUGUGAAAGGCCAUAAGGAGAGGUAUAAUCAGAGGGAAAAUAGCAGAAAUUGGGCUAUCAACCCCGGUGUCCACUGAGGAAAGUUGACCAAAUAUACCAUCUGGCGUCCCCAGCCUCCCCUCCAAAUUAUAUGUAUAACCCUAUCAAGACACUGAAGACCAAUACAAUUGGGACAUUGAACAUGUUGGGAUUGGCAAAACGCGUGGGCGCCCGUCUGCUCCUGGCCUCGACCUCGGAGGUGUAUGGAGAUCCUGAAGUCCACCCUCAAAGUGAGGAUUACUGGGGCCACGUGAAUCCGAUAGGACCCCGGGCCUGCUACGACGAAGGCAAACGUGUCGCAGAGACCAUGUGCUACGCCUACAUGAAGCAGGAAGGCGUGGAAGUGCGAGUAGCAAGAAUCUUCAACACCUUUGGGCCACGCAUGCACAUGAAUGAUGGACGGGUGGUCAGCAACUUCAUCCUGCAGGCACUCCAAGGGGAACCACUCACGGUGUAUGGAUCUGGAUCUCAAACAAGGGCAUUCCAGUAUGUCAGUGACCUGGUGAAUGGCCUGGUGGCUCUCAUGAACAGCAACGUCAGCAGCCCUGUCAACCUGGGGAACCCAGAAGAACACACAAUCCUAGAAUUUGCUCAGUUAAUUAAAAACCUUGUUGGUAGUGGAAGUGAAAUUCAGUUUCUCUCUGAAGCCCAAGAUGACCCACAGAAAAGAAAACCAGACAUCAAAAAAGCAAAGCUGAUGCUGGGGUGGGAGCCUGUGGUCCCAUUGGAAGAAGGUUUAAAUAAAGCAAUUCACUACUUCCGUAAAGAACUGGAGUACCAGGCAAAUAAUCAGUACAUCCCCAAACCAAAGCCUGCCAGAAUAAAAAAGGGCCGGACGCGCCACCACUGAGCCCUCGCUCUUAGGACACAAGACUCCCUGUUUUACACUUGAUGAGAUGUAUUUUUUGGUUUUUUUAAAAAAAAAGACUUAAACAGGUGUCAUGAAGAACAAACUGGAAUUUCAUUCUGAAGCUUGCUUUAAAGACAUGGAUGUGCCUAAAGCUCCCCUCAAAACCUGCAGACUUUGCUUGCACUUUUUGAAUCUGUCUUUUUGUAAAAUAGCCUAGAUGCAUCUCUGCAUAUUUUCAAGUUUUUUAUCUUGCUGUGAGAGCGUAUGUUGUGACUGUCGUUGACAGUUUUAUUUACUGGUUUCUUUGUGAAGCUGAAAAGGAACAUUAAAUAAGAUGAAAAAAUCCUAAUUUUAUUUAUAAAGUAAAUAAAAUGAGAUGUUAUACUAUGCAUAAAGAAAACAAAAACCUAGCAGUAUUGUCAGGUGGGUGGUGCACUGGCAUUUAUUUUUGGACAGAUAAAAGAAUUCUGUUUCAGAGCUUUAUGUUUUUUUUUUAAUACAGAAUUUUUCCACAGUCUAGUUUUUAGUUGCAAACUUGACUUUGAGAUAUUUUCUGUUGGUUAUCAUGAUCAAGGAUAUUUGAAAUCACUACUGUGUUGUGCUGCAUAUUUGGGGGUGGGGGGACAAAAUUAAGGUAUUCUUGGUAAUUGUGGUUAAAUUGCUAUUUUAAUAAAAUAUUGAAAUUCAUCAGUCAUAAA
Molecule: messenger RNA, 3054 nt
Organism: Marmota monax (woodchuck)
Lineage: Eukaryota; Metazoa; Chordata; Mammalia; Rodentia; Sciuridae
Gene: Uxs1
Product: UDP-glucuronate decarboxylase 1
Exons: 10
Coding region: 1598-2356 (252 amino acids)
Biological process (GO): D-xylose metabolic process
Cellular component (GO): cytoplasm
Molecular function (GO): UDP-glucuronate decarboxylase activity; NAD+ binding
Source: RefSeq, a predicted model, not a curated record